Messenger RNA from Acanthaster planci (crown-of-thorns starfish), 2520 nucleotides. RefSeq names its product acidic amino acid decarboxylase GADL1-like. The record is from RefSeq and is a predicted model, not a curated record. Gene Ontology annotation, cellular component: cytoplasm. Gene Ontology annotation, biological process: carboxylic acid metabolic process. NCBI's taxonomy places the organism in Eukaryota, Metazoa, Echinodermata, Asteroidea, Valvatida, Acanthasteridae. Gene Ontology annotation, molecular function: carboxy-lyase activity; pyridoxal phosphate binding.
CCCCUUUGUUGCUUAAUUGUUUCAGAAUAGAACCUUCAGAGAGGCCUUGGGCAUUUUUAAUUUUUUUUUUCGAGGAAUUGGUACUGGGGUAGAGGGCUUUUGAUUUUCCAUAGCAUCUUUAUCUAGACAAACCCCCUCUCGUUUCUCUAAUGGAACAGUCCAAGAGCAGUGACCCCAUGUCGAGAGUAUUUAAACGGACGAAACAUAACAGUGUGAGAUCAGUUUUCUCCAGCAAACUCAGAGCUGCACCUGUGACUUGUAGUUGCUCGCUAGUAUCAGUGGCGAAUAGAUGACAGACACCAUCUUUGCAGAAAUUUUGAGAGUCAAUGCACCAUGGAACAGUCGCAAACAAAAGGACUCAAGAAUGGUCUGCCUGAGAUGAAUGAAAGAGAGUUUUUUCAAGAGAUGUGUAACCUCAUCGUCAAGGAAGCCAUUGAUAAAACAACAUCUGGAAAAUGCAAGGUUUUAAACUUUGUCCAUCCACACCUCUUGAGUGAGAAGAUCGAUCUUGCCAUCCGUGAUGACCCUGCAUCACAAGAAGAACUUCUCAAGCUCUGUCAACAGACAUUUGAUUACAGUGUCAGGCCAGGUCAUCCACGGUUUUUCAACCAACUCUUUGGUGGUCAAGAUCUUGUUGGUCUUGCUGGGCAAUGGAUGACCGAUGCUAUCAACCCCAGUAUCUACACGUUCGAGGUAUCACCAGUUUUUACUCUCAUGGAAUUGGAAGUACUAUGCAAGUUGCGACAGCUUUGCGGUUACAAAUCCGGUGAUGGAAUAUUUUGUCCAGGUGGAUCAAUCGCCAACAUGUAUGCCUUGAAUAUUGCUCGGUACAAACGCUGUCCAGAAAUCAAGCAAAAGGGACUGUACAACUCUCCAAGGCUGGUAGCCUUUACAUCUGAACAGAGUCACUACUCACUCAAAAAGGGCAUGGCAUUCCUAGGUCUUGGAGUUGACAACCUCGUCUCGGUCAAGUGUGAUCAAAUGGGCCGGAUGAUACCUGAAGAACUGGAGAAAGAAAUCUUAGAAGCCAAGAAUAAGGGAGGAGAUCCCUACUUCGUCUGUGCGACAUCAGGCACGACUGUGUUGGGAGCCUAUGAUCCACUCGUCCCCAUCGCUGAUAUUUGUGAGAGGCAUGGCCUGUGGCUUCAUAUUGAUGCUGCUUGGGGUGGGGGUGCCCUAGCAUCCUCCAAAUACAGCCACUUAAUGCAAGGAGUGGAGAGAAGUAACUCAUUGACUUGGUGCCAACACAAGAUGAUGGGGGUUCCUCUGCAGUGUUCUGCUUUCUUGCUUCGUGAGGAGUGUGCUAAAAAUGAUGCAAGGCCAUAUAAUGGCCUGAUGCACCACAGCCACUGUGCUGCAGCCAGCUACCUCUUCCAAAAAGACAAAUUCUACGACAUGUCCUACGACACGGGGGACAAGUCCAUUCAAUGCAGUCGCAAAGCGGAUGCUCUCAAGCUAUGGUUGAUGUGGAAGGCUAAGGGCAAUAGAGGUUUUGACGAGGAAAUUACCCGCAAGUUUGACAACUCAAGAUACAUGGCCGACCUGAUCCGAAACCGAGAAAACUUCAAGCUGCUGCUGGAGCCUCAAUGCACCAAUGUCACCUUCUGGUACAUACCACCCAGCCUCAAGGCUAUGCCUGAUGGACCAGAAUUCCAGAGAAAACUUCACAAGGUGGCACCCAUCAUCAAGGAACGCAUGAUGAAGAAUGGGACCAUGAUGAUCGGUUACCAGCCGCUAGGGGAUCACCCUAAUUUCAUCCGCAUGGUGUACUGUAACCAUGCCACCACAACCCAAGACGUAGAGUGGAUCGUUGAGGAGAUCGAACGAUUAGGUCAUGACAUUGUCAUUCCGGAUGAAAUCUGAGGCCGUUGGCUGACAUUUGGUCUUGAUCGAAACAAUUACAUGACCAUGUCAGUGAAGUCAUGCACGACCCACUACACACCUGUUGGAUACCGUGUGCCUUAUCCAGAUGACACAUCAUGGGUAAAUGCAUGCUUGUCGAGCGUUUUGUUGCAUAACCAUCGCUGUGAUUGGUCAAAACAUCGUGGGGAAGGGUCUCAUUGAUGAGUCUGUCCCAUGAGGAAAAAAAUGCACAUCUCAGAUUCUAGUCUAAGCCUAAUCUAUAGUUACAAUUAUUUGCCAAGUAAGCUUCAUUUCAGAAUUGUGCACAGCUGACAAAUUCAUUUCAUUUUUAAUAUCUUUCUGAACUGAUUUUUUUCUGUAUUCAACACUGUCAAAGUGGUAAUUUGAAAGUUUAACAUGAAAUGCUGAAGCUGUAAGAAACCCGUUUUUAAUAGUAGAUUUUUGCAUGGACAGCACGUAUGGUAUUUAGUGCAUAUUGCUGGUUUUAUCUUAAUUUCCUUUCCCUGGAGUAAUGUUACAUCCUCCAUUUGAUACUAAGAAAUUAUGCACUCAUUUACGAUCCUUACCUUCCAUCCUGCAAAGAAACACACUCUCUUUAUUUAGUAAAAAUGGAUAUAAUUUACUACAAAAUCAACCUGGGCUGAACCAAAAACGAAC